CAGAGACAGCCACUUAGAGGUUGAAGAAGCUGCUUUUCUGAGACUCCAAUGGCGUCCAUUGGUGCACUCAAAUUCUUGCUUUACUUACUUCCAUGUCUCCUCAUCCAUCUACCUCAUUCUCAAGGUAAGCGGAAUUGGAACGGUGAGUACCCAUUUAUCAGGAGAGGGAGUUCAAUGGAGUCUUGGGACAAUGGUGGUUAUGACUAUAUAAUAGUGGGAGGUGGCACUGCAGGGUGUCCAUUGGCUGCAACUCUGUCUCAGAAAUUCAAAGUUCUGGUGCUGGAAAGAGGAGGAGUCCCUUUCAACAACCCCAAUGUGUCAUUCCUGCAAAACUUUCACAUAGCUUUGGCAGACACUUCACCAACUUCGGCUUCUCAGUACUUCAUUUCAACCGAUGGAGUCUUGAAUGCAAGAGGAAGGGUUCUGGGAGGUGGCAGCUCCAUUAACGCUGGCUUCUACACCCGAGCAAACCCUAGAUUCAUAAGAAAGGUGGGGUGGGAUACACAGCUGGUGAACGAGUCUUAUCCAUGGGUGGAGAAGCAGGUUGUUCAUCGUCCAAAGUUUUCACAUUGGCAGAGAGCAGUUAGAGACGGCCUUCUAGAUGCUGGUGUCUCACCCUUUAAUGGAUUCACCUAUGAUCACAAGUACGGAACCAAAGUUGGCGGAACCAUUUUUGACAGAUUUGGCCGCCGCCACACCGCCGCUGAAUUGCUUGCUUCUGCAAAUCCUCAGAAACUCACUGUCCUCGUCCAUGCCACUGUCCAAAAGAUUGUUUUUGACACCACAGGAACAAAACCAAAAGCCAUUGGGGUUAUCUUCAAGGAUGAAAAUGGAAAACAGCAUCAGGCAUUUCUGGGGAGUGGGAGACAGAGUGAAGUGAUUGUGUCGAGUGGGGCAAUCGGCACUCCUCAAUUGCUACUUCUCAGUGGAAUCGGCCCCAGAGAAGAGCUUCAGAAAUUCAACAUCCCUGUAGUGCUUGAAAAUGAAUUUGUUGGUAAAGGCAUGGCCGAUAACCCCAUGAACACAAUCUUUGUCCCUUCAAAGAGACCGGUUCAGCAGUCACUCAUAGAAACUGUAGGUAUAACCAAUCUGGGUGUGUACAUUGAGACCAGUUGUGGCUUUAGCCAGUCCAAAGACAGCAUUCACUGCCACCAUGGUAUCUUGUCCGCAGAGAUUGGGCAGCUAUCCACAAUCCCACCAAAGCAAAGAUCACGAGAAGCUGUUGAGGCUUUUGUGAAGAGCAAGAAAGAUAUACCGAUAGAAGCAUUCAGGGGAGGGUUCAUACUGUCAAAAGUUGCGAAUCCUUGGUCAACAGGUGAACUGAGGUUGAUAAACACUAACGUGGAGGACAACCCUGCAGUUACCUUCAACUAUUUCAGCCACCCUUAUGAUCUCAAGCGCUGCGUGGAGGGUAUUCGCUUGGCGAUAAAGGUUGUGCAGUCGCAGCACGUGACAAACUACACCAUGUGCGACAAAGAAAGCGCAGAGAAAAUGUUGAACAUCACUGUGCAGGCAAAUAUCAACCUCAUACCCAAACAUGCGAAUGACACAAAGUCGCUGGAACAGUUUUGUAGAGACUCUGUGAUCACUAUUUGGCACUACCAUGGUGGGUGCCAUGUGGGGAAAGUAGUAGACUCUGAGUAUAAGGUUCUUGGUGUUGAUAGACUCCGUGUGGUUGAUGGCUCCACGUUUACUGAGUCGCCAGGAACCAAUCCUCAAGCCACUGUGAUGAUGAUGGGCAGGUACAUGGGACUGAAGAUUCUAAGGGACAGGUUGGGGAAAUUGGGUGGUGUUUAAGGAUGAGUCUCGAGUGUGUAGUAUGAAAUUGUCUCACGAAAAAUGAGAAAAAGGUUGUAAUUUGAAGACAAAAAGUACUAUUAGUAGUAGUAUCCUUUAGGGCUGGAAAUGGAUGUAUUUUGUUUGUUUAUUGUCAGUGAAGAGUGGUUAUCAAAUUAUGAAGUUAGAUUUGAGUUUUCUGAAAAAAAAAAGUUAUUGCAA
Messenger RNA from Vigna unguiculata (cowpea), 1998 nucleotides. Its product is annotated as protein HOTHEAD. Gene Ontology annotation, molecular function: flavin adenine dinucleotide binding; oxidoreductase activity, acting on CH-OH group of donors. The record is from RefSeq and is a predicted model, not a curated record. Lineage: Eukaryota; Viridiplantae; Streptophyta; Magnoliopsida; Fabales; Fabaceae.